UUGCACAUUCCUUCCUGUUAUGUUUACUCAAAAUAAUGCGUUUUUGAUAAUGACAUAUCCUGCGUUGCACGGGUAUUUUGGCACAUACCUGUAUGCAAACAUUUUUAGUCUGUUUUGGGGGCAUCCACGACCUUUCUCAAACCCACAUUAAAACCCACAGAGAUGCAGCGUCCAAUCUUUUAGCACAACUGGACAUCAGAAGAAUGAAUGACAAUUUAAAGCGAGCCAGAAGUUUUGCUCAAAGUCAGAACCGACCAACAAGCAUCGUAAGGGAAAUGUUGCAUAAGGUUUGAAGCUGUUCUUCUAGAUGAGGAUAUGAGUGUUGUAGACCAGAGAGGUGAUUAAAAAAUAGUCUGGGGACUGCAGAUUUUGAAAAAAGAAAACGUUACAUCUGUAGACCCUCCCAAGACAAAGUGGAGAGGGGUGCAUGAGGAGAGCUGGAGAAAAUGGAAACAGCAGCUGCAGGCAUGGCUUCCUUAAGAGGCUUGGUAAUUAAGAAAGAGCUUGCAGAUGAUUUCUCAUACCCUACUGAGUCUUCAUUCUCAGCUCAAUCACCAUCAACAGCAAAUGGAAUGGUCUCAGAAUACUGCACCGCAAAGCUCAAGUGGGGACAAACAGAAAACUGUACCUGUGAGUUUUCCACUAAAAGACUGAAAACUAGUAACAUUGUUGAAGAAGGUGAAGGAUAUACAAUAGAGAUUAAUCCAAGCUGGAAGGAAGAGUUAUCUGAUUUUUCACAGUGUGAAACAGGUUCGGGACAUCGUCUAAUAAAGCCAGAAUUAGAUUUGUAUACAAAUACAGAAUCUACCUGCAUGGAGUCUGACAAGGUAAAGAAAUUGCCAAAGGUUAAAUUAGAACCAUUGGAAAAUAUUAUUACAGAUGACAUACUGAACACAGCAGCAAAUGUACGAGAAAAUGAUACUCUCAGGACAUGUAAUAAACAGGAGACUAUGCAUAUUGGAACUAAGAUGCUAAAGCAGCCAAGGGUAAAUGAAAUACCAGAAGGAACACCAUCAUCUAAUUCCAUUCUACCAGCAAUUAGUCGAGAAGCACCAGUAGCUGACUCCAUUCUGACAACAAUCAGUCAAGCAGCAACAGCAUCUAACGUUCUAUCAACAACUAGUCAAGCUUCGAAAGACAGCUCUGUUUUUAGGGAGAGUUCCAGCCCUUUGAGGUUGUUGUCAGAUAAGGAUCCAACAUGUGUAUCUCCUGGUGAGGACUUGCAUUUCAGUGAAGACAGCUGUAUUAUAGGUAUGUUUGAUUCUGCUGUUGGACGAGAUGGCCAGUCUAAAGUACCUUUACAUGAGAACACCAGGACCUCAGACAAGCAUCUUCUCAAGACAAAAGUUUCAAAGAAGAAAAGCACAAAGUUUUUAAAAAAUGGUGUCACAUCAGAUGAUCUUUACAAGAAGUUUCUCCUGAGUAGUAUUAGGUGCAAUGAAUCUUACAUAGGAUUAGAGGAGUUUAAACAGAAAAAAAUGAAGCUUGAAAUUGAACUGCUGAAAAUGCAGAUUCAGCAACUUGAGAGUGAAUCAUGCUGUGAACAAGAUACUUGAAAUUUUUCUGACUCGGACUUACACCUGUGGGAAAUCAUCAUAGUGAAUGUUGAAAGAUCAGGUAUCCAGCUUACUUUGCAUUUGCCUUUGUGGUUCCAGGUGCUAAAAUGCUUCAACUAGUAAGACAAUACUUGAAAGAUAUUGCAAAGAAUCUGUUGAUGCAUUCUUACUGGGGGUUACAGUAAAACCACAAUAUUGUUAUUAAUAGAAAUCAUUUGGCAGCUUAAAAAUGAUUUUCUUUUUGUCACUAAACCAAAACUUUGCUUUAGUUUUUUUUUCAGAUUUUACUGGGGGUAUUUUUUUUUUUUGAUUUUGGAUUUGCAGUCAAUAUGAAACCAAAUAUUGCACUGACUAAACCUGGAAUGCAUUGCAGAUAUGCAUACUUGUUUUGUUUUUUUAAUUAGAGGAAAGUGUUUUGUAAAAAAUAAAUAAGAACAAUUAUAACUUACAAGAAACACCUUAGUAAUUACAGUUGCAAAUUUAUUUCCAAUAUCUGAUGUGUCACUAGGAACAGUAAUCAAAACCCUGAGAAAAUUUCUAUUGUUUUUUAAAAAAGGUAAGAUCAAAAUCAAACGUAAAUCACGUUGACUGUAAAGUGCAAUUUUUGAAUGACUUGAAAUAUUUAAAUAAAUUCAGAAAACGUUCGUGUCUUCUUCAUUAAAACAUUACAGUUA
Molecule: messenger RNA, 2230 nt
Organism: Pomacea canaliculata
Lineage: Eukaryota; Metazoa; Mollusca; Gastropoda; Architaenioglossa; Ampullariidae
Exons: 6
Coding region: 447-1556 (369 amino acids)
Source: RefSeq, a predicted model, not a curated record